This is a messenger RNA of Anguilla anguilla (European eel), 10531 nucleotides long. RefSeq names its product ectopic P-granules autophagy protein 5 homolog (C. elegans) (gene epg5). The transcript is spliced from 45 exons. Gene Ontology annotation, cellular component: cytoplasm. Lineage: Eukaryota; Metazoa; Chordata; Actinopteri; Anguilliformes; Anguillidae. Gene Ontology annotation, biological process: autophagosome maturation. The coding region runs from base 220 to 8073 and encodes 2617 amino acids. The record is from RefSeq and is a predicted model, not a curated record.
GGAGAACUUGCCAUGUGACCUUAAUUGCGAUAGAGUUCCUGGAACAAAACAAAACAAACAGAAUGGCAGGUGUCAACCAAAAGGAGUGGUGUACAAGAUAGCCACGCUUGCUUGAAGUGUAUUUGACUGAAAAUCUGAAGAAGAAAAGCCAUUCUGACGUCAGAAAAAAAAAGAUCUGAGACGCUGGACUGGCAGCUGUCAUGAGAAUACAUACCCAGAAUGGCAGAAGCUGUGAGACCCAAGAGAAUCAAGCCAAGGCACAGCCAGAAGUCUCAGGAUAAAAAGCAGAAAGAGGUUGAAGGUGGUAAGAGAGCAGGGCAGCUGACUCCUCUUGACCUGAAGGAGGAGCCUCUACCUUUGGCCCCCGUGCACCCGAUUGUCAAGGAGGAACCUCUUCCUUUGGCCCCCCUGCACUCACCCCUCAAGGAGAAAAGUGCCCCCCAGUCCAGCGAUGACUUCACCAACAUCCCCCUGAGCCUCACGGACACUGGACCCCCCGCAGAGCCGGAGGAUGUAUCACACAGUGCAGAGCCAUUAUCAGACUCAGCUGGAGAGGAGAGGGGGGCGAGGGGGGCGAGCGAGGAGCUUGCGGGCGCUCUCUCCAGCCAAGGGGAUUCCCUCCAGCCCAAGGACAUUUUCGAGGCCCGGCCUGCGCUGAAAGAUGAGGUCAUCAAAGAGGCGGAGCCUAGGCCAUUGCAGCCGAAGCUCCUUGAGGAGAAGGCCUUGGACUACAAGUUUGGGCCAUCUGAGAAGGCCCCGGAAGCCAGUGUCGCUCCUCGUCUGUACCCCACCCUCCCCGCCGCCCCCUCGGAGCCCCAGCUCCUGGUGGUGGAGGACCAGUGUUCCGCCAGCUCUGAGCUGGUGGACACCUCCCUGGCGCAAGUCCCGAGGAUGGGCGUGGCCCUGAAAGACCCCGAGCAGAGGGCACCAGCCGUCCUUCGCCUGGCCGAGCAGGAGUCCUCGCCGCCCAGCCUGGUGCCCGUGGACCUGGCCAAGCCCGAGACAGCCCGGCAGAGGCUCUACCCGGAGCUGCCCGAGGCCAGCCCGGCCGUGCAGGCCUUCACCCGGGAGCAGCUGCGCCUCUGGGAGCCGGGCUCCUGGCUAGAGAACGUGGAGCUCCACGCCGCUGAGUUCCAGGGCGUGGCCCACCAGGAGGGCCACGAGCUGCAGGAGCUGCUGCUGCACUACUGGCGCUGCCGCAAGCAGCUGACGCAGGCGCACACCGAGCUGCAGGCCGCCAACUCCGACUGCAGGAGCACCCAGAACCGCCUCUGGAGCUUCAGGGACGAGCAGCUCACCCUCCAGGGUGUGUGCACGGACCAGGCCAAGGUGUGCGGCUACCACCGCUUCCAGCAGGUGACGCUCAACGAGGCGGUGGUGGCCGAGCUGAGGCACCUGUUUGAGGCCAAAGAGGAGCUGCUGCACCAGACGGUGGCGCUGCACUCCUACACCGCCAUGCUGUCCCGCCUGCAGGUGGAGUCCUACCUCUACCGCCUGCUCAGCGGCAACCAGGCCACCAAGGGCGUGGCCGUCCUGGACUCCGGCACAGACUGCGCCGAAGCGAAGUCGCAGCCGUCCUCGCUGCAGCCGCUGCGGGAGAGCAUCAGCGUGCUCUUCGGCUUCACACGCAGGGUCCUGGACGACGCGCAGUUCCAGGCCGACGUCCACACGUGGCUGCAGAGACUGGUUUCUGUCCUGCACAAGGUGGGCUCACCUGGGGAUCACCUGUACCUCCUCAGCCACCUCCUGCACUGCCCAGCAGGGGUGGGGAGGUGGGCUGCACCUUUCCUGCAGAUAAAAGUCUUGGAUAACCCCUCUGGAGUGUAUCACUUCAUGCAAGCUCUGGCCAUACUGAUGUCUGCAGUAAGGAACCGCGCUGACUUCCUGUGCCACAUGAAGCCCUGUGAGACCAAGAGCAGCUCCGCGGGCCAGUCCGGACCCGGGUCGGGGAACUGGACGCUGGUGGACGAAGGCGGGGAGGAGGAUGAAGACCCAGAGACAAGCUGGCUGCUUCUGUCGGAAGAUGACCUCAUCGUUCUCUUCUCCCAGUUCCCCUUCGACGAGCUCUUUAAACACCUGUUAGGGAUGACCUCCAAGGGUAACUACCAACCCCAGGCCACCACCAGCCAGAAGAUGAUGAAGAUCUUUGCUUUCGCCUCAUCGCUGGUGGAGCUGUUAGCUGUGGGCCUGCAGACGUACAACAGGGCCCGCUACAGGCAGUUUGUCAAGCGAAUAGGUCACAUGAUAAGGAUGACCCUGUGUUAUGUGAGUGACCACUGGGCCCAGUACGUUAGCCUGACCGGGGUGUCCAGGACCACGGUUCAGGAGCAGUCUUUCUCCAUGGAGAAGCUGCAGGUGGAGUUUGACCACCUCUUCCUCAGGGCUGUACUGCACGUGCUGGAGGCCAAAAGGCUGGGGAUCUGGCUCUUCAUGUCAGAGAUGCCGUACGGGACUCUCUCCAGCUCCAUGCUGUGGAAGAUCUUCUACAUCAUGCAGUGCGCGGAGACCGAGGGCUUGGACAGGCUCAGCACUGGCCUGAGCACCGCAACCUGUGUUCAGCGACUAAGGGAGCCGGAGCACCAGGAGAAGUUUGAGCACUGGCUUUCUGAAAUAAACAGCUCCGACGGGAUCUGCCUGCUGACGGCCUUCGCCCACAUGGCCCAGCCCAAACGCACCGAUGCCGACCCCGAGUUCGUCAGGACCAUCGUGCUGCAGAUAUACGAGGUGUCCUAUGUCAGCGUGGCCACCAGGGAGACCUUCUCCAAGGUGGGGCGGGAGCUGCUAGCUGCCAUAGCGACGGCCCACCCCCACAUUAUUUCGGUGUUGCUGGAGCGACUGCGCGAGACUAUCGAUAAAGUGGGCAUGGUGUCUCUGUACCUGUUCAAAGAGCUGCCGCUGUACCUGUGGAGCCCGGCCCCCAGCGAGGUGGGGGUGAUCCGGGGCUGGCUGCUGGACUUCGGCCUCCCCGCUGUGGAGAACAAGCUGGCCUGCAUUGUCCUGGAGGGCCUCAACUGGGGCUUCAGCCCGAGUGGCUGUUUGGCCCUGGACCCUGCAUUGCACUCUGAGGUUGCCUUGCUGGUGGUGGAGGCCUAUCAGAAAUACCUUACAGACAAACCCUAUGGGGGAAUCAUAUCGGAGAGCAUCAAGCAGGUGUCUUACCUGGCCAACGUGGUCCGCCUGGGCCACACCCCUGAGGCCUCCUUCAACCAAUGGGCCUGGGACCUGGUGCUGCGCCUGAAGCUCCAUGCCAACGAGCGCCGUCCCCGGGACGCCUGGUCCCCCCUGCCCUCCACCAGCACGCUGGUCCCGGAGGUGACGGACACGCCCACCAUGCACCCCGUCCUCAAGGCGGUGAGGGCCGGGAUCCCCAUUGGCUGCUUCCUGGCCAUCACCAUGACUACCAUCGGACACAGUUUGGAGAAGUUCUGCAGUGAGGGGGUGGGACUGCUAAAGACCCUGGUUCAGUCUCGAUACCUCAGAGCGGCAGUCCACGUGCUGGACAACCUCCUGCCCCUGGUCUACUCCUGCCAGUUCUACCUGCUCAAGAACGAACAGUUCCUGGGCUGCAUCCAGCUGUUUCUGCAGCUGGACAGCGGGACCCCCCAGGGUGUGACCCAGCAGGUCACCCACAAGGUGGCGCAGCACCUCAUCGGAACCUCCCACGGAGAGAACGUCAAGCUCCUCGACAGCGUCAUACAGACCCACGUGCUGGAGAGCUCCAGGGCGGGGCGGGUCGGGGCGGUGGCCGUGCUGGAGUUCUGGAUGCAGGUUUUGACCGGGCAGAGCCUCUGGCACCGCGACAGGACCGUCCUGCACCUCCUGGACCACCUCUGUCGAGCCGCCUUCCUGCACCAGCAAGAGGAGUGUCUCCAGAAACUUCUGUACCAGCAGCACAAGAAUGCCUUAGGUUACCAUGGAGACCGGGGGCUGCUCUCGUCCCUCGUGGGGUGGAUUGUUGCCGGGAACAUCACGCCCUCUUUCAUCGAAGGGAACGCACUGGCUGGCGAGGUGUGGUUCGCCUGGCUGGUGCUGAACAUGGAGUCCAUCUUUGAGGAGGAUUCCCAGCUUCGCCGCUGCGUGGAGCAUGAGCUCCUCAGCAACCCCACCCUCCCGCCAGACCAGGCCCUCAAGAAAGCCCAGGUGCGGCUAAAGCUGCACGUGGUGCCGUCCCUGCAAAGGAUGAUGGUCUACCGCUGGGCUCAGCAGGCCCUGGCCACGCCCGCCGACCACCCCCUCCUCCCCCUGGUCUGGCAGAAGUUCCUCCAGCUCUACCUCCGGCAGCCCGGACCCGAAUUUGGGUUCGAGGCGAAAGGUUGCAUUGGGAAGCGCUACUUCCACAGCCCCGCCCACGCAUCGCUGCUCAAAGACCUCCGGCAGAGGCUGGUGGAGGUGUCCGAUUUCCACCACGCGGCCAGCAAGGCCCUGAAGGUGCCCCGGUCCGCAGGGGAGGGGUCCGGCGAGGGGGACAGCACACCCGGGACCCCCAUCGCUCAGUACCUGACCUCCCCUGAGCUACACACCGAGCUGGUCAGGCUCUUUGGUGUAUUUGCGGUUUGGUUAGAAGAUGAAAACUUUCUGAAACAGGAAGUGUAUUUACCCUCAUUGCCGAAGCAGUAUGAUGCACACAAGCUGGCCAAAAUCAUGCAAAACCAGCAGGAAGUGUGGAUGGAGUACAUGGACAUUGAGCGUGUGCAGCACGAGCUGGGGGAGGUGCUUAACCUGUGGGCGAGAGUGAGGGCGGAGCCUUUAUUCCUGCAGAGCAGCAAUAACUCCAUCUUCACCGACUUCAUCAACCCUCAGGCUGCGAGGGAGCGCAUCCUGACCAACCUGAAGAAGCAGGACGUCCCGCAGCCGCCCAUGGCGCUGGUGCCCAUGAGAGCGCCCGUGCCGGACAUCUCACCCGAGUGCCUGUCUGACAAGGCCUCCUCCGCCAAGCUGAUAAAGGAGGACCUGAGCAAGCUGCAGCACCAAGCCAAGCUUGCAGCUCUGCGGGAGACCCAGCAGGUGGCGCUGGACAGCGAGCUGCUGGAGAUGCUGCCCCAGCUCUACUGUAACCGUGAGGAGCAGCUGUCCAUGCAGCUGGAGUGCCGAGGCAGCGGGGGACGGCCCUGCCAGGGCCCCGCCCUCAUCACUGUCACGUUUGAGGGGAUGCACAAGCUGGAGCCGGUCCAGAACCAGAUCCAGUCCCUGAAGAGCGACAUCAAGCAGCUCCAGGCGGACGCCAUGAAGCCCCCCCUCCAGAGCCUGGCCGAGGCGGCCGUUCACGUGGAGAACUUCAUCACGGCCCUUGUGAACGCUUUCAAGAUGCAGCCGUCCCCCGCCACUCAGAAGGUGGGCAUCGCGGCCUUCUACCAAGUGGUGUCCUUCGUGUGCGAGGACAUCCAGCGGCACCCCCCCACCCGCCAGUUCUUCUCCUCCUGCAUCGAGAUCCUGGGCCAGGUGUUCAUCCAGGGCACUCAGUCGGAGUGCGGGCGCGUGCUGAGCACCAUCCUGCAGACCCGGCGCCUGUGCACCCUGCUCUCGCCCUACUUCACGCCCAACGCGUCCGCGGGCGAGCUGGUGGCCCUCUACGAGGAGGUGGUGAAGGCCCUGCACGCCGACAGCGGCGACGUCAUCUUCAUGCUGCUCACCAAGUUUGACCUGAGCCAAUGGCUGUCGUCGGCCCAGCCCCCCUUCUCGGAGCGCAGCCGGCUGAUGGAGCUGGUGCACCUGGCACUGAGCGCGUGCGGGCUGGAGCCCGAGCAGGAAGUGCUCCUGCCCUUCAACCACUUCUGCAAGCACUGGACCCAGCUGCUGCGGCACCAGUUCCCCGACCACUACAGCGACUUCCUGCGUCUCCUCAUGCAGAGCUCCUCUGAGCAGCUACUGAGUCCUGAAUGCUGGAGGGCCUCUCUCGCUGUGCUGGGAUGCUCCCCUCAGCCAAAGAAGAAAGGAGCAAAGCCUGCUGGGAACUCUCAGGGCCCCACCUCCAUCUCCCUCUCCCCGCAGCAGGUUGACGAGACAAUCGAGUGGCUGUCCAAUUUCUUCCUGAAGCUCCGCCUUUCCAAAGUGGACUUCCGAAGCUUCGGGCUCUACUUCAAAUGGGGCCCCUACAUAGAGGAGGUGAAGACGUUCUGGGGACACCUCAUCAACUACAUCAUAAACCUGCAACUCAACGCCUGUGCCAAGGAGGCAGUGGGCAGCAACAAGACAGUCACAGCUCUUCGAAAUUUGCACUCAAAGAUCAUCAGCCUUUUUAAGCCGUGGAUUCUGGUCCUGGAUACAGACGAUGUGAGUCAUCCUCGCUGUUACCCUUGGCUGGAGACGGACACUUCUGCAGCAGCCAGCAUGGUGGCGCUGUACACCCAGUUCACCCACACCUUACAGGAGAAAUUCAGAGACCGGCUGCUGCCCGGUCAGGCGGGUCCGCUGUGGCUCCACCUCACGCACUACUGCGACGCCUGCACCGCCCCCAAAAUGCCCGAGUUCGUCCUCUACACCUACCACACGGAGUACGGCCGCCUGCCCUGGAGGGACCUCCACCCCGACCAGACCCUCAUGAACCACUUCUUCAAGGUGGAGAGAGGAAGUCCAAAGAGCUGCUUCCUGUUCCUGGGCGGCCUCCUGUGCGAGGUGAACUGGGUCAGCGUUCUUAGCGGUGCCCUGGGACCCCAGCCCAGUCCCCAGGCCCAGAACAUGGUCAUCUAUCUCUUCUACAUGAUGGUCUUCCUGGCCAAAGAGGACCACCUGCUCACCAAGCCCGAGUCCCCCCUGCUGAGUCUGUUGGGCCAAUCCACCUCCCUGCCCUGGCACUUUGUGGACUCUUCCGCCUACCAGAACGUCAUGGGCUACGUCAGCACCCACUAUCCGCCCGCGCUCAUCCUCAACCGGGACACCUCCUCCCAGCUCAUCCUGAAGCUCCUCAAGAUGGCGGCCGGCUUCGGACCCACCCCCGAGGGCACGCCCCACAGGGACAUGACACUGAAGUGCCAAGCUUUCAUCCACCUGGCAGUGCAGUUCCUCACCUCUCUGGACCAGAACGGGAACAUCAGCAUCGCCUCCCUGGAAAGUGAGAUGGAGAAGCUUCUGGAAUGCGUCAUGGUCUUCAACCCACCAGAGACGGACCUGCAGCAGAGACACAUGGCCACCUGCAGCCUGUUCGCCGAGCUGCUGACGGUGCUGAACAGCGCGGGCGUGUCCAUGGCGGAGGGCCUGGGGGCCAUGCUGCACGGCUGGGUGGGGCGGAGGGCCCGGGGCCCGCUGGCGCUGCCCCUGCUCACCGCUGCCUGCCGCUGCCUGGCGUCCGUGCGUCACAUGACCCGCAUCACCGAGGCCUGCAUCCAGGCCUACUUCAGCGACGGGGGCUGUGUGGAUCAGUAUUCUGGCUGGGGGCCCAUCCUGGCGUCCCUGCAGGUGCCCGAGCUGACGGCGGACGACUUCAUCCGGGAGAGCCUGGAGCUGGGCAGCUUCCUCACCCUCUACGUCUACGUCCUGCAGAAGCUCAACCUGGAGCAGACGCUGGCCAACGAGAAGAAAACCCUGGUGCUGCUCAACACCUGGAUCAACCAGGUCUUCCCCAGCACCCCGGCGGACGAGGCCAAGCUCUUCCUGUGGUGGCACAAGGCCCUGCAGCUGGUGGCGGUGCAGGUGGAGCAGGGCGACGCGUGCGGCCUGGAGCCCCUGCUGCUCUCCCUGCUCGGCCUGCAGAGCCGCCUCGCCCAGCUGGGCGAGGAGAGGCUCAACUCGGGCAUCCUGGGGGCCAUCGGCCUGGGCAGGAAGUCCCCGCUCUCCAGCAGGUUCCGGGUCGUGUCCCGCUGCAUGUCCGCGUUCCUGCUCGUGCAGGUUCCGUCAGAGAACCAACUGCGCAUCCAGCCAGGGACCAACCUGCAGCUCUCCCCCAAAGCUCAACAAGCUCUGGCUGCUCUUGAAGGCAUGCCCGGCAGUAAGCAGUACGCUGAGUUCCAGGAGACCCUGGGCCAGGCCUGCCAGUUCAUCCGCUACCCCGGGCACUGCCUGCUGGACGCCAUCAGUCUGCUGGCCCUGCUGGUCAACUCCCUGUACACGGACCUGCACUACUUGGACAUCAUACGCUAGUGCCCCGCUCCUGGCAGGACAGCGCCCCCUGGAGGACGGGAGGCCCUCAGUCACAGUGACAGUGAGCAGGUGUCAGUUACUAACCCAGACCCAGACGCAGGCUAUUCGACUGUGAAGCGCUGUGCUCCGCCGCGCGGUGCGGACCCUCCGGCGAUGACCUCACCGCUCCUUUGGGCUCCAAGCUUCAGUCUGACUCUGCACCUUUAAGCUCCCAAAGGAUCAGUGGUUCAAAGCUGCGGUACAUUAGCUCACGCUUUUGCUUUCUUUUAACUAAGGCCGCUAUUCAACCUGACAGCGAUGCGCUUCGUCCGUCACCGUCUGAAAGAAUAGGAGUGUUAUUCUGAACGUAUGUAAACUGCAUGUUUCUCCUGGUCUGGAAGUUUGCGCCUUUACGUUCACACGCGGUUGUCUGUUAGAAGCCUUUUAAUUUUGCGGGUUUUUGCCAAAACGUAACAAUCUCAUCCCACUGGAUUGUGGGUAAUUUGGGGUGCUUUAUAGACUUUACCUUUAUGCCUUCCUUACCCUGUCUGCUUUAAGCAUUUAUGUAGGCCAAUUUUGUAUUGUUUUGAAAGAUACUGGGAUGUCCUAUAACAGAACAAGGAACCGUGCCCUGUUUAAGUGUAAUGUCCAACAUGAAGUUUGCACUAAAGUUAUGACUGGAAUGACUUCUUCAGUCUUGUCAAUAGCUACAGUAUGUGCUUCAUUUUUGCUUGUAAUAUAUAAUGGUGUAUAAUAGAUAAAAUAUAUUAGAACUGCAUUUUGAAUUUUAAGUUGUAAAUUAAAAUGUCCAACGUUGCAUUGAACAUAUAUUUAAAAUCACUAUGUACAAUUUUCUCCUCCUUUUAUCGUGAUUCUAUUUGGUUACACAUGUUAGCAGAGAUUCAUUGCAGUCACCCUGUCCAGGUUAGCAUGGAAUUUGGAAUGAAUUGCAUCUGAAUGCUUUCGUUCUAUCCCAGAUCCACUGGCAGGAUAUGCAGUGUUGCACGCAGCAACAGAACGCGUAGACAUACCCCAUACGUAUAUUAGCGUCCAGCAUGCUAACUGCAUUAUGUUUCCCAGAGCCUGCUGCAUCUCAGCCUGCACUAGAAGUGAUGGCUAGCACACGUACAGUAAGGUAAGCACACUUUGGUUAAACAGAUAAUGGACUGUUUGCCUGCCUUCUCUGAUAGCAGAGGGCACCAUUGACUGCAUGAAUCCAGUAGCUUGAAAGCACCCAAUAAGUCCAGGAACAAAUCAGGGUCCUGCUCUAAAUAAUUAAAUUAGGUUCUGACAUCGUACGCUUUGACUGAGUGCUUACUUUUUAGGGCUACUAAGAUGGGCACAAUUUACUCAAAGCUUACGUUAGGCUUAACGGGUCAGUCAGUCUUCAGCCUUCAACCCAACUGACCCCGAAGGCUUUUCUUUUAAGUGUACUUGCCUACUGAGUACAGUACCUGAUUCAUAACCUCCAUAUGCUUGUCAAGAGUUACUCUUUCAAGAUAAUGAUGACUCGACUUGAACACGUGACUUGCUGAGCAUAGCACUUUAGAUGUUGGCGGAGUAAAGCAAUAGAUUGCUUCCCUUAUUCAGUUGCUAUGUCUGUAUAAAAAAUGCAUUCUAAGUUAAUUAUAUAAUGGUAACAAAUAUGGGGGUACCAAAUGUGGUGACAUUUAAAUAUUUAUUUAAAAAGGUAUGCCAUUUUAAGACUGGCGAUCUGCCCGGGGUGUAUUCCUGCCUCUCCCCCAAUGCAUGCUGGGAUAGGCUCCGUCAUCCCCCGUGACCCUGACCAGGAUAGGCAGGUUACGUAAUGGAUGGAUGGAUGGAUGCUAUUUUAGCUUGUCUUCAUAUUAUUAAUUUGGAGGUAGGUUUAAAUUGCGAUAAAAUGACAUUGGUCGAAUAAGCAACACAUGUAAAACCAUUGUUGUCCACUGGGAAACAAAAUCCACAGAGCUGAAAUUUUUCAUAUGCUUGUCCUGGUUAAGUUACCCAUUUCCUGAGUUGAUUGAAUUGAAAUGGAAUUCAGCCAAACCCUGUGCUCGACUAGCUUACCGCUAUGCCACCCUUCAGGUUGUAGAAUACAGUAGGACCAGAAAAUAUAAGCAGGGAUGCACUGACAGAGGGCUAGAAUGUUGACAGUACACAUAAGCACACGUGUUUUUAGGUGGUUAAAACACUUGAGGAGAGCAAACCAAGUUCGAAAACGUUUCUGACAAAAUAUGUUUAUGAUCAAAGUAUCAUAGCAGUCAAUCCACAGCUGUACAGUGUUGCACAUGCCUUAACUAUGUGCUUGCAGUGUGUCGUGGGUUUAUGAUGUUUUGUGCCAUAUCUCUGUGUUUGACUGAGUGCACUGUUGAUUACAGUCAGUGUAUACAAUAAAAUGCCAGACAAGCUGGUUGUACAUUUCCGUCUGUUUCUAAAUAAGACCUGCCUUGGACCACUGUCGAUGUGAUCAAAUAAAGACAUUGGUUGUUUAACGUGA